This is a messenger RNA of Naegleria fowleri, 210 nucleotides long. RefSeq lists its product as uncharacterized. The record is from RefSeq and is a predicted model, not a curated record. The transcript has 3 exons. Lineage: Eukaryota; Heterolobosea; Eutetramitea; Acrasida; Naegleriidae. Bases 1 to 210 code for a protein of 69 amino acids.
AUGUCUUUGUGGAAAACGAUUGAAGAAAUUUGGAGACAUCCAGGGAAAAGAUUAGCCACACUGUCAGUGCUUGGAUUGGGCCUUAUGAUAGGCGCUGUUGCAGCUCCUGUUUACCUCCCUAAAAGAGACAUUAGAAGCGAAUUACAACAACUUCAAAAACAAGAACAAUUUAGAACUGCAGAAGCUUUUAGACGUUCAGAAGGAAAAUGA